Messenger RNA from Erigeron canadensis, 2631 nucleotides. Its product is annotated as leucine-rich repeat receptor-like serine/threonine-protein kinase BAM3. The transcript is spliced from 6 exons. The record is from RefSeq and is a predicted model, not a curated record. Gene Ontology annotation, molecular function: transmembrane receptor protein tyrosine kinase activity; ATP binding. Bases 45 to 2243 code for a protein of 732 amino acids. Gene Ontology annotation, biological process: protein autophosphorylation. Gene Ontology annotation, cellular component: plasma membrane; plasmodesma. NCBI's taxonomy places the organism in Eukaryota, Viridiplantae, Streptophyta, Magnoliopsida, Asterales, Asteraceae.
AUCCGAAAUCAAUAUUAAGUUCUUUGCAAUUCGGGACGACAAAAAUGUCUUCUUGCCGUCAUUUCAAAUUUUAUGAUAUUCUUUCAGCAACACAGAACUUUGACGAAUCAUUAGUAGUCGGGCAUGGAGGUUUUGGGAAAGUUUACAAAGGAAACAUUAUUAUGGAUGAAUCAACUUCUGUUGUUGCAGCCAUCAAACGAUUAGAUACUAUCUCAAAUCAAGGAGAAGCCGAAUUUUGGGCAGAAGUUGAAAUACUUUCCAAGUUGCGUCAUUGUAAUCUUGUGUCUUUGAUCGGUUAUUGUAAUCAUGGAAAAGAAAAAAUUCUUGUCUAUGAAUACAUGCCCAACGGAACACUAGAAGAUCAUCUGCAUAAACUUGGUACCCCUCUUUCUUGGCUUCAACGACUAAAAAUCUGCAUAGGUGCCGGUCAUGGGCUACAUUACCUCCACACUGGUACUGGGAUUGAAUCAGGCGUCAUACAUCGAGAUGUCAAGAGUUCAAAUAUUUUGUUACAUGAGAGUUGGGCAGCCAAAAUUUCUGACUUUGGGUUGUCCAGAGUAGGCCCAACAAAUCAGCCAACAACUUACGUCAACACAAUUGUUAAAGGCACUUUUGGGUAUCUGGAUCCUGAUUACUAUGCAACUGGAAAGCUAACAAGGAAAUCCGACGUGUAUGCUUUUGGUGUGGUGAUGUUGGAAUUACUUUGUCGGAAGCGUGCACUUGACAGAAGUCUAGAUGAAGAGCAAUGGAAUUUAGCAAGAUGGGUACAAGAAUUUAUCAAAGAAGGAACUUUAAGUCAUAUAGUUGAUUCUGAUAUAAGGGGUGAAAUAUCACCAAAAUGUUUAAAGGAGUUUGUUCAAAUAGUAGAGAGAUGUUUGUAUACUGAUACUAAGCAACGUUUGACUAUGGCUCAGGUUUUGGUCGGUCUUGAGAAUAUACUAAUCUUACAAGAGAAGUACAAUAAUAAUUUAUUGCAACCAGGAGGCAGAAAGGCACUUGGUAGAAUCUUACAAGACAAAUACAAUAAUUCAUUGCAAUUCGCAGGCAGAAUACCACUUGGUAGAAUGUUACAAGAGAAAUACAAUAAUUCAUUGCAAUUCGCAGGCAGCACACUACUUGGUAGAAUGGUUAAUAUGCUUUCUAUCUCUUCCAAUGGGGAGCACUCAGGUGGUUCAAAGCUAUCAAGUGAUAACAAUAUUAGUGGGGAAAACUACAACAACACAUUAUUAGAGACAAUAAUACAUCCUGCUGGUUACAGAAUCUCAAGUUUACAUAUAUUUCAUAUUUAUGCUUUAGCAAAGUCUACUAAUGAUUUUUGUCGAGAUAAGAUCAUUGGUGAGGGAGAUCGUGGUACAACAUACUUAGGUUGGGUUGAUAAGGACACAUUCACCCCUUCAGAAUAUGGGGAUAGAGUUGCUAUUGCUGUGAAAAGGCUCCACAACGUUCAAAAACAUGCGGAGUGGGAGGAAGAGGUAAGCUUCUUAGGACAGUUGGAUCAUCCGAAUAUUGUAACUCUCUUGGGAUACUGCAAUGAUGAAUCCAAACAAUAUCUUGUUUAUGAGUACAUGUUCAAUAGAAGUUUGGAUCGCUUCAUUUUCACGGAUAUACCCAAUCAUAUUGCCAAACCACUUUCCUGGAGAACACGACUCAAUAUAAUGAUAGGAGUUGCCCGUGGACUGGUGUAUUUGCAUUCGUUAAACGCCAUCCAACGUCAUUUAAAGAGCUCUAAGAUACUUCUAGAUAAAGACUUCAAUGCAAAACUGGUGUGCUCCAGCCUUUACGCAGCUGAUUUUCAACCUACAUUACCAUGGAAUGAUCAUGCACAUCGUCUUAGUUAUGGUACUGUCCCACCCGAUGAUUCGCACCAAUACAAUUCCAUUAAUAACUCAGUUGGUUAUAUCGACCCAGCAAUUGAGGGGAGAGGUCCUUUGAGUGUGAAGAGUGACAUCUACAGUUUUGGGGUGGUAUUGCUGGAAGCUCUAUCUGGCCUACGAGUAAUUGAUGAAAAGCGUCCCACCAAGAAAAAAAAUUUAGUUGAAUGGGCACGUCCAAUUCUUGAAAAGAGAAAAAAGCUAAAGAAAAUAAUGGAUCAACGCCUUGAACAGAAUUACCCUAUAGAAGGUGCUUUUGAUUGUACUUCACUCGCAUUGAGAUGUCUUGCAAGUUCUUCUAAAGAUAGGCCUUCAAGCAAAGAAGUUUUGCAGAGUUUGGAACAAAUAUUAAGUAAUUCAAUGACAACUUAAGAGCGAGGAUUAUUAUCCUAUUUAAUUUGCUAUGGGCAAUCAAUUUGCAAUAAGUUGCUUAAAUGGUGCUCUUUCUCUCCUGUUCAGAACUUUGGCCGAUUACUUUCAUGAAAGAUUGUACCUUCUUCAACUUCAGGCAUCUAGUGGAGAUACAUUAUACAUGAAAUGCACUAUUAUCUUUUGUUUUUUGAAAUACUUAUUGAUGAGAUGGUAGACUAAGUGGUAUGAGGCAUUCCAUAGGUGAGGGGUCUUUGGCCACAUGGCUUCAUGUCACCAUAGUAGGCAUUCUCCAAAACUAGGGGUGUGAGGCAUCUUAAGUUAGUGGGGAUCUUUUGCCAUGUGUCAUCAUGUAAUAAUUAAGUAAUUAUUAUUAUUAUUAUUAUUAUUA